Prunus armeniaca (apricot) is the source of this 858-nucleotide messenger RNA. The record is from the annotation of a GenBank genome assembly. NCBI's taxonomy places the organism in Eukaryota, Viridiplantae, Streptophyta, Magnoliopsida, Rosales, Rosaceae.
AUGAGGUUCAGCAACCACUUGAUUGGGCUACUAAAUUUCGCCACUUUCCUCCUCUCAAUCCCAAUCCUUGGAGGGGGCAUAUGGCUGAGCGGCAGAGCCAACAACACAGACUGCCUCAAGUUCCUCCAAUGGCCGCUCAUCAUCAUCGGGGUCUCGAUCAUGGUGGUUUCCCUAGCUGGGUUUGCAGGAGCCUGCUACAGGAACACUUUCCUCAUGUGGGUUUACCUGUUCGUCAUGUUCUUCAUCAUAGCAGCUCUGAUUGGCUUCAUCAUCUUCGCAUAUGCUGUCACAGACAAAGGAUCAGGCAGGCCUGUGACGAACAGGGCAUAUCUGGAUUAUUAUCUAGGGGACUAUUCCGGCUGGCUGGAGGAGCAUGUAGCUAAGAACAGCAACUGGAGAAAGAUUGCCUCUUGUGUUAGAGACUCCAAGGUUUGCCAGAAGAUGGGGACGAGUGUGAAUGGUGUGCCCCAGACUGCUGACAUGUUUUACAACAAAAAGCUCAGCUCUGUUCAGUCUGGCUGCUGCAAGCCCCCUACAGAAUGUGGCUAUACUUAUGUGAAUGAGACGACUUGGGAAACUGGAGGAGGUGUAACGGGAACCAAUCCUGACUGCACACUGUGGAACAACGACCAACGGCAACUAUGCUAUUCCUGUAACUCUUGCAAAGCUGGUGUUCUGGCCAGCCUUAAGAAGAGCUGGAGGAAGGUCUCCGUGAUCAACAUUAUUGUAUUAAUCAUCCUAGUUAUCUUCUAUGUGAUUGGCUGUGCAGCAUUCCGAAACAAUCGUCGGAUUGACAACGAUGAGCCCUAUGGGGAGGCUCGGAUGACAAAAUCACAACCUAGUGCUUUCCAACUCUAG